CGGACCAGAUACCCAUGUUAACGGAAAACACACAAGUGACCACCUGUGCUAAUUAGCUAGCUAGCAUACCUGUGUGUAAGCGUAACUGGGUAGGAAGUGUUCGGACGUUUAGUUUGUAAGCACACAGCCAUAUGGAUCUGUGCAAACAUGCUACAGAAUCCUUCGUAGUAGCAGUGUGGAAGCUGUUCGCGCUGUCGCCCAGCUCGCUUGGUCGCCGCCAUCAGUGCCGAGCGCGACGAAGAGUUUACGCACGGCAAUCGCGAUUCCCCGCUCUCCAGGUUAAGUGGUUUAUCAACACCUGGGUGGAUUUAUGGCUUGAAGAAGUGAACAAGAAAAAUGUAUAACAUAAGAUAUCUACAGUCCCUGUCAGAGAAAAGCCACGAGGUUUGGUUGGUCGUCCAGCUAUAAUUUGGAGAAGCUUUUGUUAUAUGCUUUAAGUAGCAUCUGGCGUUCCUCUCUUGACUGGAAACAAUUGCCCUCUCUGAAGAAUUGUCCGUGGAGUACUACAGGUGCCACUUGAGGCAUGUGUCUUUCGCCAAAACACGCUCACUGCUGGCUAAACGCUCAUUGGUCUAUUUCACAUUAGGCCAUACCUAUUUUUCCAGGCGAGGAAGCGCACAUACGUUUUUACAAAAAAGUUUCGGUGAGUGCAGGAACUACCGUAAAUUACAUUUAAAUAAAAACAUGUUUCUCACUAUAGUUUAAGUUUUAAUUAUGCUACUUAUUUAGUCUACUAAACUCAACGCGUACAAGAUAUCCUACGCCUGUGUUAACCUCAGAACUUAUUUUCGGCGUUUAUCCCAAAUUCCCUAUUCUUUCCCCAUAGGGAUGGCUGAACGAACCAGAGGCUCUGAGCCACCCUUGUCUCCACAGGUGGUGGAAGAGGGAGGAGAGGAAGAGGAGGAGGAGCUGAGUGGAGGAGAGGAGUCUGAUCUAAGGACCCCUUCAGGGCGUGGCUCCCUGCUGACUAGGCGAGGCAUCACCUUGAGAGUGCUGCUGAAGGACAGCCUGGUUGAGCCUGGGGACGGAGUGCUGUCCAUACACUACCUGGGUAAGAAGUUUGUAGGCGACCUGUUGAAUGAUGGGAAGAUCCGCUGGGUGGAGACGGGGCAGAUCUUCAAUUCUCCCAGUGCCUGGGCCACACACUGCAAGCGCCUGGUCAACCCUGCCAAGAAGUCAGGCUGUGGAUGGGCCUCGGUGCGCUACCGGGGCCAGAAACUAGUGCAGUACAAGACCAGCUGGCUGCACAAGUACCAGCCCAGUGCAGACAUGAGCCUGGUGAGCGAGGGAGAAGAUGACGAGAUGGGAGAUGAGGAGGAGGAAGAGGGGAAGACGGCAGUGCCGACAGAUGACAAGAACAGGAAGAACAAACCUGAGCUGCAUGAUAUCAGCCUUGUGCCCAGGAGAGGAGACAGAGAGCGAAUCCCAGUCAGAUACUGCACUCUGGGUACCAGGGAUGCUGCAAGGGAUCCACACACGUUGGUGGAGUUAUCAGCUUUCUCAGCCAUUAACAGGUUCCAGCCUUUCAAUGUUGCUGUAUCCAGCAAUGUGCUGCUUCUCAUGGAUUUCCACUGUCACCUGACCACCAGUGAGGUGGUGGGCUACCUCGGAGGACGAUGGGACACUAACACACAACUUCUGACAGUUUUAAGAGCGUUUCCCUGUCGUACACGAUUGGCAGACAGAGAUUCGGCCUCUGCUGUUGAAGAAGAGAUCUGCCAGAAUCUGUUCAUGCGAGGGCUGUCAUUGGUGGGCUGGUACCACAGUCACCCUCGGGGCCCCGCCCUGCCAUCCCUGCAGGACAUCGACUCUCAGAUGGACCACCAGCUGAGGCUCCAGGGGAGCAGCAAUGGCUUCCAGCCCUGCCUGGGCAUUAUCUGUGGCCCCUAUUACCAUGGGAACCAGGGUGUGGCGUCCACUAUAACACCGUUCUGGGUAGUGCCACCCCCGGAGCAAAGGCCCAAUGACUAUGGCAUUCCAGUGGCUGUGGAGGUGACCUAUGUACAAGAUAACUUCCUAACUAGUGAUGUCCUGAAUGAGAUGAUGCUGCUGGUGGACUUCUACAGGGCAGCCCCUGACCUGGUGCAGUUCCAUCAGUUCUGGUGUCCUGAUACCACCAUGAUGGACAAAAUCAAGGGCUCUCUGAGCGGCCAUGCACCCAAAGACCAGGCCUAUUCUCAGAUCCUGGAGCAUGUCUACAACCAACUCAUCAACACACACUAAGCUGAAGGAGAAACACGGUUAUGUGUAUGCACUGGCUUCAAAUGAAAAUCUCAAAUAACCCAUUCCUCAUAUAGUUCACUACAUUUGUAGGUCUCUAUAUAGGGAAUAGGCUCUACACAGAGAAUAGGUUGUCAUUUCUGCCCUUUGUCUGUGGCACUUCAACUGCUGCCCUGACCUCAGGCAUACUGUAAGUUGGAUGUGCACUGUCCUGACGGAGGAGAUGGUGACUCCUGAGUCUGGAGGGCGAGUGUACUGUUCUCAAUGGCCUUUUCUAACUGUGAGGUCUGUAUCACUGACAAUGUUUGUACAGUAUGACAUGUGCGUGCUGUGAAUGUGUCCCCUAGCGUCUGCUGCCAGUGCUUGACGUCAGACUGUUACAGAAGUUGACAUGGAAAUAAGGAUCUUCCUCUUCUCUAUUACCUGUGGUGUAUUUAUCUAAACUGUGGUCUGUGACAUGUUAGUACUAAUAUGUGAACAAUCCUUUGAACCCGCUGAAUACCUAAUACAUUAAAAACACACACUGGAACUA
This is a messenger RNA of Oncorhynchus gorbuscha (pink salmon), 2752 nucleotides long. It is a transcript of the gene mpnd, whose product is annotated as MPN domain containing. Gene Ontology annotation, biological process: double-strand break repair. Gene Ontology annotation, molecular function: metallopeptidase activity; polyubiquitin modification-dependent protein binding. Lineage: Eukaryota; Metazoa; Chordata; Actinopteri; Salmoniformes; Salmonidae. The coding region runs from base 829 to 2223 and encodes 464 amino acids. The record is from RefSeq and is a predicted model, not a curated record. The transcript is spliced from 14 exons. Gene Ontology annotation, cellular component: BRCA1-A complex; BRISC complex.